AUGGCCAAACGCACCACACUGGCUCUCUUGUCCCUUUGGGGCGCCUUCGCCUCCGGACAGGGCCUUCACGACCUAGCCGUCAAGAAUGGCAAGCUCUUCUUCGGAACUGCGACGGACACAAACCUUUUCAACGACGCGGCGUACAUGGCCGUCCUCAACCGCACCGGGGAGUUUGGGCUGGUCGUGCCGGAGAACAGCCAGAAGUGGGACGCAACGGAGAAGACGCAGGGGCAGUUCACCUUCACGAACCCCGAUGCUGUCCGCGCCGUCGGACAAGCCAACAAACAGAUGAUGAGGUGCCAUGCGCUGACAUGGCACUCGCAGCUCCCUUCAUUCGGCAAGUAUUUCCUCUCGAAAAACGUUGCGCGUGAACGCUUUGUUGACGAAAGCGCAGUAUCCCAAGGCACAUGGACCCCCGAGACCCUCACCCCCGUAAUCGAAGCCCACAUCUCCAACACCGUCGCCCACUUCGCCGGCGCCUGCUACUCCUGGGACGUCGUUAACGAAGCCCUGGCCGACAACGGCACACUCCGCGACAGCGUCUUCUCGCGCACCCUCGGGCAGGACUUCAUCCCCAUCUCCUUCCGCGCCGCCGCGGCCGCGGACCCCGCCGCGAAGCUUUACUACAACGACUUCAGCCUCGAGUUCAACUCCAAAAAGACGGACGGCGCGGUCAAAAUCGUGCAGGACCUCAAAGCCGCGGGCGUGAGGAUUGACGGGAUGGGGCUGCAGGCGCAUCUCGAGGUCGGCAAGACGCCGUCGCCGCAGACGCUGAGUAAGGUGAUGUCGCGGUUUACGGAUAUGGGGCUGGAGGUGGCGCUGACGGAGCUGGAUAUCCGGCAUGGCAAGGUGCCGGCGGACGAUGCGGCGGUGCAGCAGCAGGCGAUGGACUAUGCGAGCGUGGUGAAGACGUGCGUUGACGCGAAGGGGUGCGUCGGGGUCGUGGUGUGGGAGUUUACGGACAAGUACAGCUGGAUCCCGUCGACGUUCCAGGGGCAGGGGGAUGCGUGUUUGUUUGAUAAGGAUAUGAACCCGAAGCCGGCGUAUGAUAGCAUCAAGGCGGUGUUGAUGGCCGGAGCGACGAACGCGACGGUGAAGAGUACGGCCGGGUCGGCGGAGGAGUGGAGUGGGGCGGGACGGGGAGCUAUGGCCGCUGUGCAGGGGUCGGUUUCCUCUUCGGGCGCAGCGCGGUCUAGACCGCUCGGGGUUAUCUUUUCUGCGUUGGUGAUGGGCAUGAGUCUCGGCAGUUGGAUGUGA
Messenger RNA from Colletotrichum chrysophilum, 1257 nucleotides. RefSeq lists its product as uncharacterized. Lineage: Eukaryota; Fungi; Ascomycota; Sordariomycetes; Glomerellales; Glomerellaceae. Gene Ontology annotation, molecular function: hydrolase activity, hydrolyzing O-glycosyl compounds. The transcript has a single exon. The record is from RefSeq and is a predicted model, not a curated record. The coding region runs from base 1 to 1257 and encodes 418 amino acids. Gene Ontology annotation, biological process: carbohydrate metabolic process.